AUGGGGAAUGGAAUGAAUAAGAUUAUUAAGGGGGUGUACAUUGGAAAUUUUCGUGAUUCUAAAGAUGAGAAGCAGCUAACAGAAAACAACAUAACUCAUAUAUUAUCCAUUCAUGAUAAUGCAACGCCUAUAUUGCCUAAUAAAGAAUAUUUGUGCCUUAUUGCAAGUGAUUGUCCUGCUCAAGAUCUCACGCAAUUUUUUAGCCAAUCCAAUGAUUUUAUACAUAAAGCACGUUCAAGUGGAGGGAAUGUAGUUGUUCAUUGUUUAGCUGGUGUUUCUAGAAGUGUAACUUUAGUAGCAGCAUAUAUUAUGACAGUAACAGAUUUAAAAUGGAGAGAUACUUUAAAUUCUAUUCGAGGUGCCAGAUCUUGUGCAAACCCAAAUUUUGGUUUUCAAAGACAGUUGCAAAAGUUUCAAGAAGAACAGUUAGAAGAUGUAAGUAUUUAUUUAUUUGAGCCAUAUUUAUAG
Molecule: messenger RNA, 468 nt
Organism: Lottia gigantea (owl limpet)
Lineage: Eukaryota; Metazoa; Mollusca; Gastropoda; Lottiidae
Exons: 4
Coding region: 1-468 (155 amino acids)
Biological process (GO): protein dephosphorylation
Cellular component (GO): cytosol
Molecular function (GO): protein tyrosine/serine/threonine phosphatase activity
Source: RefSeq, a predicted model, not a curated record